Molecule: messenger RNA, 2184 nt
Organism: Penicillium waksmanii
Lineage: Eukaryota; Fungi; Ascomycota; Eurotiomycetes; Eurotiales; Aspergillaceae
Exons: 6
Coding region: 1-2184 (727 amino acids)
Molecular function (GO): protein binding
Source: RefSeq, a predicted model, not a curated record
AUGGAUUCUCCCAGCCCCGGGAGGCUAGACCGGAAGGUCGGUCCCGAUGGCCGGGAUAAUCAACGACUGAGACCUCGUAUCCAAGCUUUGAACGUCGAAAAGGAAGACGAAAGAUUCUCCAAGAAACAUGAUGAGUUUGGUCCGCCAAUUGCGACAUGGCGAAACAACCUGUCGGCUGCCUCGCAACGAAGGAAUCUCAUUUUCGUGGCGCAUCGCUGUGAUAUCUUUGUUUGGAUUCCAAAGGGUCCUCUUCAGUUAUUGGGUUCCCAUCCCGAAAUGAUCAUCAAGCCUGUCAUGAAGGAACCGUUGAUGGAAGGGUAUAUUGAUCGGGUUCACCCCCACACAAUUAACAAUAUCAUUGUGGAUGACCUAGGCCGUGACGAGGUUCUGUUGCUGGCGACGGACUCGGGAAAUAUCUGUGGUUAUCAUGUAGAGGCGGUCUACUCCGCAGUCAUCCGAUGCGCAAAGAGUGGCUACAAACGACCCUUUGACGGGUCCGAAGUCAACCCGUUCUUCGUGGAAAAUGUUGGAAUGAGCGCCUGGGGCUUGGCCACCCAUAAAUAUGCUCGUCUAAUUGCGGUCAGCGCCAAUACGGGUCUCAUUACUGUAUACGCUUUUGCAUUGGUGGAUCCAGCCGCGGAGGACAGAGGUGAUGAAAUUGAAAACCCCGACGAUACCAGUGCUGGUAUGAGCUCAGCAGAUCAAACUUGGGUACCUGUGGAAAGCAGGAAACAACUCUACGAACUACAUCAGCUUACGCCGCGGAACUAUCGAUCCCGCAACCUGCGACUAACCUACAGAGGUCAUUUCGAUAAUAUUCCUUGCGUCUCUUUUGCCAAUUUUGAUCUGAACCCGAAUGGAAUGUGGAUGGUCAGCACCGAUAUCAGCAACAGGCUUAUUGUCUGGAGAAUAUGGGAUGAUUUAUGGCCGUCUAGGGUGUAUUACCCUGGCCAUCCAUCCAACAAUCCGCCUCAGAGGGGCUGGUCGGUCAUUCCCCUCGACCCGCGCACAUUCAAGCCGUGUCGCACCAUAGAAGAAGCUUGUGGAUGCAAGCCGGAUGCACAGAAUAUUGCGCAACGAACGAUUCUCGACACAUCCCGGGGGGUAGAGGGAGUUCCUGAUGCAUCGCAGAUAUUUGUGUAUGGCUUCAAGCACAAAGACUCGAGCAGAGACGUCGCACCUGCCUAUAUGCCGGAUGAUAUAAUUUCUUCUGAUUGCUGCAUUGAAGAUAAACACCGACCUCGCUCCUAUUUUGGCCUCGAGAAGGACUCUAUGCCAUGGAAAUUCGAUGCUGUCUAUGCCGUUGAUACCAGGACGGAAAGAAGUAGCGAGCCCCGUUUUUACGAUACCAGAAGCGCACGUCAAAAUCGAGUAAAGGAUUCAUUUACUGACAAAACUCGGAGGUCACGGAUACAGGGUCAUUUACCUAACCUCCUCGGAGAAGAUGACCAUGAUGAUCAUCACCGCGUACCACCGUGCUUGAUUCCAGAUGGCUCGGAGGGGGACCCUGACCCUUCCCUGGCGCUACUAAAGAACAAGGCAGUCCACCAGAUCAGCUCACUCUGUGACCGCUUCAAUAUGGUCAAAUACAUUCCGGAGCUAGGCCUCGUGAUAGCAGCAUCUCAAAAGGGACGCGUGGCUAUAAUAUCUCUAACCUGGCACGAAGAAAUCGGUUCUUCAUUCCGCCUGGACUGGAUCGUGCCAUUCUCAACGCAAGAAGCCGAGGAAGAACGCCCUAUUAUUCCCCUCCUCGGCAUCACCGUUAGUCCAAUGCCAGGAUUCGAAAUACCGCAAGACGUCCCGAGUAUCCCACGCGGCAUCGAUCCGACAGAUUGGCAAACAUUCAACUACCGCAUCCUGAAUCCGGACGAAAAUGACCCUCAACAACCAUCUACCACUUCAUCUUCUUCCACGGCUUCUGGCGGACACUGCUGCAACUACUACAACCUCCACCUCAACCCAACAAACACGGAAGAAAAUGGAGACGAAUCCGCAGAAAAUAAUGCAGACAAACCACCGCCCAAGGAACUCACCCUCCCCGAGUCACACGCGCAAGCCUCACUCGCAUACCGUCCCCAUGAACCCUGGCACGGCUGGCACCCAUCCCGCCAUUACAGACUUCUCCUCUUAUUCUGCGAUCACACUGUCAUGAGCUACGAAUUCUGGCACGAUUGGAAGACAUAA